AAACCUAGUGUGACCUUACAAAUAAAGUUUUUAUCAGAACUUGCUCACAUUUUUCGGCAGCUUAUUAUUUAACAAAAAUUAUAACUCAAAAUCUCAGAAUGAAUAGCAUUGGAGAGGACUGCAACGAGCUAAAGAAACAGUACGAUGCCUGCUUUAAUAGCUGGUUCUCGGAGCGAUUCCUCAAGGGUCAGACAGACGACUCGUCGUGUGCGCCUAUUUUCCGGGUAUAUCAGGAGUGCGUGAAGCGCGCGAUGAAGGAACAGAAGAUCGAGUUACGGGAAAUCGAAACGGAAUUCACCACAUCUUCGGAGUACGAAAACUCCAGCAGUUCCGGAGGAAAGCAGAGCAAGAGUUGACCAGCAAUGACAAAUUCCGGCUACGGCUCCAAUCCGACAAUAGGCCAGAAUGCGGAACACCAGACUCUCACCAGUCACCAAAGGCGAGGAUCUGGUUAAGAACCGUAUAAAGGUCAUAAAGUUCAGCAAUGCAAGUACCAGAAGCUGCUUUUGCUAAGUUAUAUGAUUCCUAUACAUAACCAGAAAUAUACAACUUAAAUUAUAUAGUAUAUGUUCAUCUUAAGUUCAAGUAGAGAUUUUAAAAAACUGUUAUAUUCUUGAUUGCAAUAAAAUGUGUAAAUAUAUAUACUAAAAGACUUCUUAUCAACCAA
Drosophila bipectinata is the source of this 667-nucleotide messenger RNA. RefSeq names its product TP53-regulated inhibitor of apoptosis 1-like. NCBI's taxonomy places the organism in Eukaryota, Metazoa, Arthropoda, Insecta, Diptera, Drosophilidae. Gene Ontology annotation, biological process: phospholipid translocation. Gene Ontology annotation, molecular function: phosphatidic acid transfer activity. Gene Ontology annotation, cellular component: mitochondrial intermembrane space; cytosol; nucleus. The record is from RefSeq and is a predicted model, not a curated record.